Messenger RNA from Eurypyga helias (sunbittern), 309 nucleotides. It is a transcript of the gene SYS1, whose product is annotated as Sys1 golgi trafficking protein. The record is from RefSeq and is a predicted model, not a curated record. Lineage: Eukaryota; Metazoa; Chordata; Aves; Eurypygiformes; Eurypygidae. The transcript is spliced from 2 exons. Gene Ontology annotation, biological process: protein localization to Golgi apparatus; Golgi to endosome transport; Golgi to plasma membrane protein transport. Gene Ontology annotation, cellular component: Golgi membrane; trans-Golgi network. The annotation marks the transcript as partial.
AUUUUAGGCUUCUCGACCCCGCCUGGGAGGCUCUCCAUGAUGGCUUUCAUCCUCAAUGCACUCACCUGCGCUCUGGGCUUGCUGUACUUCAUCCGCCGAGGAAAGCAGUGCCUGGAUUUCACAGUCACGGUUCACUUCUUCCACCUUCUGGGCUGCUGGAUUUAUAACUCGCACUUUCCCUCCACCCUGACGUGGUGGCUGGUGCACAUCGUGUGCACCGCACUGAUGGCCGCGAUCGGCGAGUACCUCUGCAUGAGGAUAGAACUCAGAGAAAUCCCCCUCAGCUCUGCCCCCAAAUCCAACGUAUAG